CCUUACAGGGCUCCUCGAUUUGCAAUUCCUGUAGGCAAUGGCCGCCUCCGACUCAACAGGUGAGGAGCACUUUUUGGAUAAACAUCGUAAUGACCUUAUCCAGCAUAUAACGAUGGUACAUCCCGUGUUGGACUGUCUAUUGGAAGGAGGUCUCCUGACUCAGGAACAGUACGACAUUGUGAAGGAAUCAGAAGUCAUAACCCAGGAGAAGAUGAGAGUUCUUUAUAAGUUCGUCAGUGGUUGGAGCUUCUCUCACAAGGACACGCUCUACCGAGCUCUGAAGACCAGCAAUCCCGGGGUCAUUGAAAACCUAGAAGGAAAUUCCCAAUCAGAGAUCACAGAAAAGGCCUCGCCUGGUGACCCCAUGGAAGGUGUGUAAAAUAUAAAUAUAUUAUAAAAAAAAAAACACGAUACUCCCUAUUUUAGACCAUCUAAUCAAAGUUAGCCUUGAGAUGAAGGAGCUUAUCCCAAAAAGGGGGGUUGUGGGAGACGGCGCCCCGAAAAGUAAGAGAUGAUGGAGGUUUUCUUUGUAAAGUUAUAGGUCUUCAUUUGAUUAUAUGAUAAAAUAUAACACUUUCAACGCGUUUCUUUGCUUACA
Messenger RNA from Rana temporaria (common frog), 598 nucleotides. RefSeq names its product NACHT, LRR and PYD domains-containing protein 1a-like. The coding region runs from base 38 to 379 and encodes 113 amino acids. The transcript is spliced from 3 exons. The record is from RefSeq and is a predicted model, not a curated record. Gene Ontology annotation, biological process: innate immune response; inflammatory response; regulation of apoptotic process. Lineage: Eukaryota; Metazoa; Chordata; Amphibia; Anura; Ranidae.